Molecule: messenger RNA, 7451 nt
Organism: Asterias rubens (European starfish)
Lineage: Eukaryota; Metazoa; Echinodermata; Asteroidea; Forcipulatida; Asteriidae
Product: probable ATP-dependent DNA helicase HFM1
Exons: 34
Coding region: 1-6162 (2053 amino acids)
Molecular function (GO): nucleic acid binding; ATP binding
Source: RefSeq, a predicted model, not a curated record
AUGUUCAACACAAUUGGCCGCAGCAAACAGGCAACAGUUCAUCCAUUCAUAAAACCAGCUAAGUCAGUGCCCAUUCCUCCAUCUUCAUUGCAAGAUAUCUCCAGCUCACAAUCCUUUCAAGAUAAUGAUGAUGAAGGAGAAAUAUCUGCAUCACAACUCUUCCGACAGAGUAAUUUCAAAGUUCCAAUAGCACCCAGGGGUAUUUUGAAACGGACACACCAGUCUGUCAGAGAAGCUUUCGAUGAGGACAAUAUCUUUGGAUCACAAAGUCUGUUUGAAGAUGAUGAUCCCAAGCCAUCGAGGUCUGAUAUCUUCAAUAAUGACUACGGCGACAGCCAAAGAAGUGUAGGGCACCAACAACUUCUAUCUCAAGUUGAGGAUGUGAUUCCAAGUUCGCAGCCGACCAGACAUGGCCAAAGAUUCAUUCCUUCAUUCACACCCAAGAGGGUUAGAAUAUCGGACAGUGUAACUUCAAGCCAAAGAAGCAGUCAAGAUAAUUAUGGAGAUGACUCACAAGCUACGGUGACGGACAGUCCGUAUACACUAGCUAUUCCUGGGUACGCAACCCCAGGUGGAACGACACACAGUGGCACAAAACUUCGCUCUGUGAAUGAAAUACCUACACAAUACAGAUGUGUGUUUCCCUUCCCCUACUUCAACAUUGUGCAGUCCAAAGUACUUGAUGAUGUCCUUCAUACAGACAAGCAUAUGGUUGUUUGUGCUCCAACUGGAUCAGGCAAAACAGCUAUAUUUGAAUUAGCCAUUGUGCGCUUGCUAACAGCAUUGGGUGCCAACGCCAUCAAAUCAAAAGUUGUAUACAUGGCGCCAAUCAAAGCCCUGUGCAGCCAGCGCUGCCAAGACUGGAAAGAUAAAUUUGAGCCUCUUGGUCUGAAGUGUCAAGAGCUGACGGGUGACACUGAGAUCGAUGAUUACUUCCAGUUGCAAGAGAUUAAUAUUGUCUUGACCACUCCGGAAAAAUGGGACAGCAUGACAAGGAAAUGGAGAGACAACAAGUCUCUUGUGCAGUUAGUCAAGUUAUUCCUAAUUGAUGAGGUUCAUUCAUUGAAUGAAGAGAAUCGAGGCGCCACUGUGGAGGCAGUGAUCAGCAGAAUGAAGACAGUACAAGCAGCUGCGGCCAGAGAAGCAACAACCACUGAGAAGGCUGCAGAAGGGGGGACACCAGACUUGAGAUUCUUAGCUGUGUCUGCUACAAUCCCAAAUAUUGAAGAUGUAGCUGAAUGGUUAAAGACUGAUGGCAAAAGUGGAGUCUUUCACAAACUUGAUGAGAGUCACCGGCCUGUUAAAUUGAGGAAAGUAGUGCUUUCCUACCCCUGCUCAGACCGGCAGUCUGAAUUCCGCUUUGACUUGUCACUCAACUACAAGUUGGGUGGAGUUAUACACACCUACUCAGAUCAAAAACCAACACUUGUGUUCUGUGCGACCCGUAAAGGUGUACAGCAAGCAGCAAGCAUACUUAUAAAGGAGGCCAGGUUCAUUAUGAACGGUCAACAUAAACAGCGACUACAGAAAGUAGCCAAUAUGAUCAGAGAGACUAAACUAAGAGAGUUACUGCUGAGCGGUGUAGGCUAUCAUCAUGCAGGCCUAGAUGCCCAAGACAGGAAAUGCACAGAAGAAUUGUUCAUCAGCGGAGAUCUGCCGGUUCUCAUUGCAACCAGUACUCUAGCGAUGGGUGUUAACCUACCAGCCCAUCUAGUAGUAGUGAAAUCCACCCAGCACUACAUCUCAGGCAUGUACUGUGAGUACACAGAGACACAGGUACUACAGAUGAUUGGUAGGGCUGGUCGGCCGCAGUUUGAUACCAGCGCUACUGCCGUCAUUAUGACCAAACAUGAGAGCAAGAAAAAGUAUUUGUCUCUGCUGAAUGGAGCUGAUGACAUUGAAAGCAGCCUUCACAAUCACCUGAUAGAGCAUCUGAAUGCAGAGAUAGUCCUACACACCAUCAAUGACAUCUCGAUUGCACUGGAGUGGCUCAAGUCUACCUUCUUGUAUAUCCGCAUUAUGAAGAAUCCGUCUCAUUACAAGAUCCCUGCCAAUCUGACCAAGGAACAGAUGGAGACGAAACUACAAGAUAUAUGCAUUAGAGACCUGAAUUUGCUGUCAAACUUUGGUCUUGUCACGAUGGAUGCAGAAACAAUGGACCUGAAACCAACAGAGACUGGGCGACUGAUGGCAAGGUACUGCAUUGCCUUUGACACUAUGAAGCAGUUCAGUGCAGUAGUAGGCACAGAAUCCAUGGAGGAAAUUCUAACCAUGCUGUGCAAAUGUAAGGAGUUUGCAGAUAUCCAACUGAGGGUCAAUGAAAGAAAAGUCCUGAACACUCUCAACAAAGACAAGAACAGGGUGACCAUUCGAUUCCCAAUGAAAGGAAAGAUAAAGACCACUGACAUGAAAGUUAACUGCUUGAUCCAGUCAGUGCUAGGCUGUCUACCCAUUCAGGAUUUUGGUCUGACUCAAGACACUAAUCGUAUCUUCAGAGCUGGUCAGAGACUUACAAGAUGUUUACUGGAGUACUUGAUGCAGAAGACUAAUUUCAAGGCUCUCUUACAUGCCGCAAUGAUCUCCAAAUGUUUCAAGGCAAGACUCUGGGAGAACUCCAAGAAUGUGGCCAGGCAACUAGACAAGAUUGGACCAGCACUCGGAACAGCUUUGGUCAAUGCAGGAAUAACCAACUUCCAGAAAGUAGAAAGCACUAACCCAAGGGAGCUUGAACUGAUUUUAAACAGACAUCCACCCUUUGGAAAUUUGAUUCUAGACGCUGUCACACACCUACCAAAGUAUGAUGUCUCAAUAGAGCAGGCCCCUCGGUACAACACUCAGUCAGCUGAGAUCACUCUGACCAUUGGUCUGAUGAACCAGGAGAGCUUGGCCAAGAAGCGGACAGCAAAGACCUAUCAUGGAUGUAUGCUUCUUAUUGGAGACGCUGAUAAUAAAGUCGUCUUCAAACAGAGAAUCAUGGAUUCACAGCUUGUGAGGAGCGGGGCAUGGAGCAAAAAGAUCUACAUUAAGAGAGCUAACGGUGCAGAACAGCUCAGUGUCAAUCUUAUCAGUCAAGACUAUGUUGGACUCGAUGUACAGAGCAGCUACACCCCUUUCUACUCUGGACCCAAACACAUGCAGGCCAUAACAACAGAGCGGUCUCAUCCUACACCCCUACAACCCAAGACUAAUACACAAGAAAGAAGGCAACCGGCAAUGAUGAACAGCUGGCAGGGAUAUGAUAAUGAUCUGAAUACUGAUGAUGAGGAUAUAUCAGAGUUUGGCGAUCGUAAACCCUGCAACCAUCACUGUUCUAAUAAAAACUCCUGUGCCCACGAAUGCUGUAAGUUUGGAAUACCCAUCAAGCAAUCCAAGCCGAAGGAAGAAAAGUCCAGUCGGAGGUCAACAGUGGCCAACACACCCUCCGCAAGCGGUCAGCCUAGAUCGUCUCGGCUCGACCAGUACUUUAGUGAUCUGCAUGCAAAGUUAGAUGUAUUGCCACAAACACCCAGUAUUAAAAGAUUGAAGGCUAAACAAGGAAGCAAUACAUGCAAUGUCGACCUGGAUAGAUUCUCCUUUACACCUCAGUCUAAGACAGUGGUUCCCCCCUCCUCCUCCUCUACACCCAGCCUCAUGGGUACCGCAAGGACACCUGCUACUCCCCAAUCAGCCGCUAAGGGAUGGGAGAUGCUGGAUAUGUAUCAACAGACAAGGUGUCAUCAGGGAGUCAUGAUGGAGGAGGCAGAAGAUCAAGUCAGAUGUGAAGAUUCGCUUCCAAUUCCUGAAGAAACGACGCCCUGGGUAGUAGACAAAAGGAAUAUCGAGGAUGGAGAUAUGUCUUGGUCAGAUACGGACCUAGAGGAUUUUUUCUUGGACAGUAGCUCCCAGGUUGACCCCGUCAGCAGUCAAUCUUUUAACGAGUCUAACAAGCAGCCUUGGGACAUGGCGACUUAUAAGCAGCCCAAUCAAGCAUCAGCAACCCUUCAUCCACAACAAGAAAAUACACAACACCAGCUCUCGAACAUUUUCAAACCUGCAUCAGUAAACCGGCAACAACUUGGACAACAGCCAACGGCCUGCGUUCUUGAAGCAGGGAGGAGUGCAACAUCCACAAACCAGCUCAAACAACCCAAUCCACACCAGCGAGUAUUAACCCCCUUCAAACAGGCAUCAGCAAAUAAGCAACAGUUUGAUCCACAACUUGGGCAACAGCCAACGGCCCGCGUACUUGAAGCAGCGAGUGCAACAUCCACAAACCAGCUCAAACCUAGUCUGAGUCAGCGAGUAUUAAACCCCUUCAGACAAACAUCAUCAAGUCAGCCACAGUUUGAUCGGCAAAUGGCAACGUUAAAAUCAGCACCAAUCAACAAGCAUGUACAAGAAAAACACAAUCCACGUCAGCAAGUUUCAACCACCUUCAAAUAUGCAUCAGCAGAUCAGCAACAGUUUGAUCAACAUCCGCAAAUGGCAACCUUCAAGUCAGCACCAAUCAACCAACAUCAACAAGAAAAACCUGAUCCUCGUCAGCAAAAUUCAACAACCUUUAAACAAGCGUCAGGGAAUCAGUAUCAUGAUCAACAACAGCAGCGGUCGGGCAUCAACAAAUCAGCAUCAUCAGCAACCCUCCAUCCACAGCCACAUGGUCAGUAUGGAGGCAUGUCCACACAACCAAGCGGAUCAUUGUCAGAAAGCGUUAGGCGCAGAGGUCAGGUAUUUGCUUGGAAGUCUCCUAUAAGCAAACAACCUACAGAAGACACUAGUGUUGUCUCCUCACCACCGAUGGGACUCACUCCAAUGUGGCCCUCUAGUAACAAAGGAGCAGCAAGACAAGCACCAUCCACUGAUGACAGCAGUAGCAGAGCCAAUGAAUUUAGAACAGCAAAAUCAGCUCUGGCAUCCUGUCCUGCUUCAUCCAACACAAAUACAACAAAGUCUCUAUCAUCAACUAGACCCAGGAGCUGUACAUACACAACAACUGGAGAGACAAAAACACUACCCAAGACCAGUAAGACUUGCAUUAGUAACUCACCAGUCUUUCAGCAUCAGAUGAUGAACGCAUCAAGACAAGACCAGCUAGUGGAUUUGAACGAGGACCAACACUUCAGCAUCUCAUCGGAUGAAGAGUUUAUUCUUGACAGUAAUCAGUACACAAUGAACUCCAGCUCAGAUGAGGAGUUUCUCAACAGCUGUCUCCAAGUGGAGUCUCAAGAAGCUAUCAAUGUAAGAUCUACAGCGGGAAUGUUUCAGAGAGACUGCCAGGCUGUGUCUGCUCCAGUUUCUCACCAGAAGAAACAUGACGAUUUAAUUAGACAUCAAGCAAGGACUGCAGAGCCAAAACUGACUGAUACAAGUCCUCUCCAUUCCCAAAUCACUCAUCCAAACCAACGUCCAGAUAUUCAUCCAACUGAAUCAACUUCAGCUGAUAAAGCUCGUCCUACUACCUCAAUCCAGCAGAGCCAUAGAAUCAUGAAUUCUUCAAAAUCUUCUGAUAUUCCAGCUCCAGCCCAACGUCAUGGAUUUCAGCCGUCACACAAACCUGUACCCUUUGAUUCCCAGGAAUCUAAUCCCCGUCCUUUUCUAUCAAGUCAAAAGAACCGAAGCCCGCUCUCAUCUGUGACAGCCGUAUCAAAGAAAGAUGAUUCAACCCAAGAUGACGCUGGAAUUCCUGGUUCAAUGACGUUGAUGUACUCGCCAGAAAUCUCUCCAACGACAUUUUCCCCGCCCUUAGUAGACUAUGGGCAAAUGUCACCUGCAUCUCUGGUCUCUAAGAAUCCACCUGAUGCAAUUUCACAAUCACAAUCAUCGGAUGCCGCCACUCCAAGACCUUCGUCACGUGCAAGACAGGGAGGUGGUCUCCCGAAGAGGUGGACAAUAAGUCCCAGGCUGUCUGACCUCCCUGGCCUGCAUCACAUAAGUUCACCACCAUCAAGACAACUCAAAAACCAUUCUCCAAAGUUAAGUCUUGGCUCUCCUCCUGAGGCGAUUCUACACUCUACUCCAACGUCUUCAAAAAGUGGAAGCACACAGUGGAGAAGACAAGUUUGCAGUCCACUUCUGAGAAGACAGAAAACAAGAAACUUCUUCUCUGCAGUACCCGACCAUUCACCUGAAGCUGCUGAUGAUGCACAAGCCCUGUUUGAUCAGAUCUUCCAAGGAAUAUUCUGAGAGACUUCCUUAUUCCAUCACCACCAUUCUUAAUCUCAGAUUAUUUCAGAGUUCACAUCAAGUCAAGGUACUCUUCUACUAAUGUGAAUUUUGUAGAUCUUAGUCUUGGUUCAAGGCGUUGUUAUUCAUUCGCACUCAAGUAUUGUAAUCCCCUGCUCCACUUCUCCUCGCCGCACAAAUUACUAUCGAACCUUAGCGGAUGCUGUUGAAAAACUUUCAGAUCACCCUACCACAUGGCAGGAUCGCGGCUUACAGAAACACUCUUUAUCGGUGGAAUAGUGCAACGUGUGUAGCAAUGAGUUUAUGUGCAUGUACCGGUACAUUACGACAUUACGGAGGGCGUCUUGGGCUUAUGGAACGCCAUAGGGGUAUUACGGUACCAUGGAUGUUUUACCAACUCAACAAGAACGUUUUUUCCAAGGAGUUACAUUCAAUCAGCUGUUCCUAAGCUGAUUAAAUCCUAAUGAUGUUUAAAUCCUAACCACAUUUGUGGAAUGUGUAUCAACUGACAAAACACGUCUACUUAAACUGACCUUUGAGAAAGUUCAAGUUGUGACCAAAAUGAAAGUCAACUUUUCGUAUGCAAGUUGUAUUUUUCAAACGGGUUGAUCUCUUUUGAGUCACGUGGGACAAAAAACCACAAACUACUUAUUUUGUUGGGAUGUAAACCCAUGACCCUUAUAUAAAACAAGUAAGGACUCAAUUUUUGUUUCUUCUAAAUAUUUAUAUCUUUCACACUUUAUUUACAUUCAUGUCAUAAGUUAUUAUAGAAAUUUACGAAACUUUCAGAUGUUUCCCCACCUUUGGAAAUUGUUUGGGAAAUAUUUUGUAAAGAAGGACUAAAUUUAUACCUAAGAUUAAUAUAUUUCUAGUUGUGUUGAAACGAAUGACAUUACCUUUAAUCUCACCCUGUACUAAUAUAUUGAAAGAAAUUAAAACUAUUUACUGAAUUCUAUGUACAAUUAAAAAUUAUCACAAAUCGUAAUUUACUAUAUUUAAUAUACAAAAGAUAAUAUAUACAUGUUUUUCUGUUUUAGAAGACUGAUAAUAUAUUUAUUAGUGUUGCGCUCGUGUUUUACACAUUUCAAUGUCUUGGACUAUUUAUUUUUAAAGAUAUUUAUAGCAAGAACUUCCUUGAAUAUUCAUUUAGUUUUAAUAUUUUCAAACUGUGCAAAAACUUUUUUUUUUAAACAAGAGGGUUAUUAAUUAAAAUCUUAGUAGACUUUUUAUUUUGGUUUUACCCAUAUACACUGAUGUGUGUUAGCACUGUAUAAUCAGUACCCGAAAUC